Helicoverpa zea (corn earworm) is the source of this 3789-nucleotide messenger RNA. It is a transcript of the gene Pkn, whose product is annotated as serine/threonine-protein kinase N. The record is from RefSeq and is a predicted model, not a curated record. Gene Ontology annotation, biological process: protein phosphorylation; signal transduction. Gene Ontology annotation, molecular function: protein serine/threonine kinase activity; ATP binding; small GTPase binding. Lineage: Eukaryota; Metazoa; Arthropoda; Insecta; Lepidoptera; Noctuidae. Bases 265 to 3393 code for a protein of 1042 amino acids. The transcript is spliced from 2 exons.
UCACUUGUCUAUGGAAUAAUGGUAGGAUUUCAUCGUUUCGUUGGUUUCGUUGACCGAUUCACUUGUAUAGAUUGUUUUGUUUUGUGAUUAAUUUAAUAAAAACGAUCAAGUCAGAUUUAUAUCAUGAUUUCGUUUAAACUAUCGAGCGCCGUUCCCGCUGACAAACAUUGUAGUUCGAUCUGCGUUUUGUGAUACUCAAGCAAUAGUAGUGUUAUUUUCCCACAUAAUUAUGGUUAACUGACGUUAGACUGUGCAUCCUCAAUUAUGGCAGAGCCAGGUUAUUACCACAGUGAUUACGUUCGACACCCAGUUCUCCACGAGCUCGGGUUGAAGUAUGGAAUUAAAACUGAGUGUAUUCCAGAAAUAGCUUUACCGUCUAAGUUGGAGGAGCUCAAGGAUGUCAUACGUAGAGAAAUACGUAAAGAACUUAAAAUAAAAGAAGGAGCCGAGAAAUUACGAGAGGUGGCCACUGAUCGGAGAUCGCUGGCCGAUGUUGCUAAUAUUGUAAAACAAGCCAACAUCAAGCUUAAUGAACUUAAAUCAGAUCUCCAAGAAUUGGAAUCGCAACUUCUUUUGUCUCGUGGCCAGUCAACUCCUACUUCACCUGAAGACUUGUCCUAUGAUGAAGAGAUCAUUCUUGCAUCUGAAGCAGCCCAGCAGCAAAGGCAGCUGGGUGAAGCAACAACAGACCGAAAACUGGCAUCACUUGAAAAGCAGUUGAAUAUUGAACUCAAAGUCAAGCAAGGAGCUGAAAAUAUGAUACAAAGUAUCAGCAGCAGCAAUCAAUCAAGAGAUAAAAAGUUGCUUGCUGAAGCACAUCAAAUGCUAGCUGAUUCUAAAGACAAAAUUGAAUAUUUAAAAUUACGUAUUUCUAAGCUGACUAAACAACAAAAGGGUGAUAAUGCAGGAGCUAAUGGUGAUGGCAAAAGUUCUGAUAGUGGAGUAGCUGCCUUAUUAGAUGAGAGAAUUGCCGAGUUGAGGAACCGUCUUAGAAUUGAGGCAGCCGUUGUGGAGGGUUCGAAGAAUGCCAUAAGACUCUUACAAAGUGACAAGAAAGUAACUGACAAAAAAGCUUUACAAGAAGCGCAAACAAACCUUUUAGAAUCAUCGCAGAAGCUAGAUUUGCUGCGCAGAUCUUUAGAUAUGCGUAGACAGGAGCUGCCUUCUGAGAGUCCAGCAUUUAUAGAAUUAGGACACGAAUUACGUAGUACUGGCUCCAGCCCUGGAUACGUAAGCUUAUCAGGUAGUAGCGGGUCAAGGGCUCAGUUUCUAUCUCCAGCUCCAUUGAUCAGUCCUUGUGUUCAAGUGACUGGUACAUUAGAAGUAAGAUUAAUGGGCUGUCAGGACCUUCUAGAGGAUGUUCCUGGAAGAAGUCGUCGAGAUCCGACUGCAAGCCCUUCAGACUUAAAGUCAUUUGUUAAGGGAGUUACUAUACGUAAUUCUAUGAAGUACACAUACAGCAUUAAGGAAGAUACAAGCAAUGAAAUCAUGGCAGUUUUAAAACUAGACAACCAUAACGUUGCUCAGACCAGUUGGAGGCCAUGUUCCCAACAAGCAUGGGAUCAAAGAUUCACCAUCAAGCUAGACAAAUCAAGAGAACUGGAAAUUGGUAUCCAUUGGAAAGAUUGGCGUGGCUUGUGUGCUGUAAAAUUUCUGAGAUUGGAAGAAUUCAUUGAUGAUAUAAGACACGGGAUGGCAUUGGAACUGGAGCCACAGGGACUAUUGUUUGCUGAGAUUAAAUUCUUAAAUCCUAUUAUUUCAAGAAAACCUAAGCUACAGCGUCAAAGAAAAAUUAUAAAACAACAAGGCAAAAACAUACCCAGGCCUUCUUAUGGAGAUAUGCACAUUCCAGCUGUUGUGCUUGGCAGGCUGCUUAAGCGUUCUUCUCCCUCUAUCCAAAACAUUCAAACUGCUCAUAUGAAUCAGUCUCAGCAACAUAGCUUUGAAUCAGCUUCUAUUGAUAACAGAGAAAUUGAAAAUCCAAAUGUUACUCUGGGUGGUAUGGCCGGUAUAAGACCUUUAGGUUUACCUUCCACACCUGCUACACCUCAAUUGCCAAGCACACCCCCACCUCAGCCAACAUUGCCUCUUCAGCCACCUCCAAAUGUUUCUACUUUAAGGAUGGAGAAAGAACUUCAGGAAGCCUUUGCAUUCUUAGAAGACUCUUAUACCAGGGAUAACUAUGUCACAAAAGAACCACAAACCCCAUCAUGUGAUACCCCAUUGGUGGAAUAUCCACCUUCACCAUCUCCUAAAUUGGUUCUUGAAUUCCCAAGUAAUGAAGAUCAAAUAGUUGAGAUUACUAGCAACAUGAGAAUAUCCUCUUCUCGCUCAUCAUCAGUAAUAGAUACUUUAGGUAAAGAUCAAGAUAAUAGGAGACAGUCUGGUGAAAUGUCCAUGGAAAGUUUCAGAUUGUUAAGUGUUCUUGGGAGGGGACAUUUUGGCAAAGUAAUUCUUGCUCAAUACAGACCCACUAAUGAAUAUUUUGCAAUAAAAGCUUUAAAGAAAGGUGAUAUUAUAGCAAGGGAUGAAGUGGACUCUUUGCUAUCUGAAAAGAGAAUUUUUGAGGUAGCUAAUGCAAUCAGACAUCCAUUCUUGGUAAACUUGUUUGCAUGUUUCCAGACUGAACAACAUGUAUGUUUCGUGAUGGAAUAUGCAGCUGGGGGUGAUCUGAUGAUGCACAUACAUGCUGAUGUGUUCACUGAACCUAGAGCAGUUUUUUAUGCAGCUUGUGUAGUAUUAGGCCUACAGUAUUUACAUGAAAAUAACAUAAUAUAUAGAGAUUUAAAGUUGGAUAACUUACUUUUAGACACUGAGGGGUAUGUCAAGAUAGCUGAUUUUGGUCUCUGUAAAGAAGGCAUGGGCUGGGGAGACAGAACUGGUACAUUUUGUGGCACUCCUGAAUUUCUUGCUCCUGAAGUUUUAACUGAAACUUCUUACACUCGCGCUGUUGAUUGGUGGGGUCUUGGGGUUUUAAUAUUUGAAAUGUUAGUUGGUGAAUCGCCUUUUCCGGGAGAGGAUGAGGGAGAAGUUUUUGAUUCUAUUGUCAAUGAUGAAGUUCGUUACCCUAGAACUUUGUCAUUAGAAGCCAUCGCACUUAUGCGUCGUCUGUUACGAAAAAAUCCUGAGAGACGUUUGGGAUCUUCUGAGAGGGACGCUGAAGAUGUCAAGAAACAAGCAUUCUUCCGCAAUGUGAACUGGGAACAGCUACUUCUGCGUAAAGUGAAACCACCAUUUGUGCCAACAAUAAAUAAUUUAGAAGAUGUCAGCAACUUUGAUAGUGAAUUCACGUCUGAGGCAGCUGUGCUGACACCACCCAAAGAACCGCGGCCGCUCUCUGCCACAGAUCACAAGUUGUUCCAUGACUUUACCUACAUGGCAGAUUGGUGCUAGUUUAGAAUUGUUUCAACCAAUUUCAAUUUAGUUUAUAAUUUCAUGAUAUUUAAUAGAAAACUAGUAAAAACCCCCAUUGCCUUACAAAGCGUGUGAAGAUUUCUGUAUUUUGAUAAUAACACUGUUAUCUAUACAAAAGAGUAUCUGAUAAUAGAGAUUCUCUUGUUAACUUGUAUUUAAUGCAGUUAAAUGCAAUAUUUUAUAAUAAGCUGUAUAAUUUAAUGUUCUUAAAUAGUGCUAAUGUUUAUUUUUUUAAAACGACGUGUUAUAGAUUUAUAUAUUGUGUAGUUAUGAAAUUAACUUAGAUACUAAUAAUUACUUUUAAGUGAAGGCGUGUCAAAUCAUAUUACGUUUUCAGUCAAUUGUAUUCAGUAAAAUAAAGGUAUCACCAACAUA